Messenger RNA from Oppia nitens, 1304 nucleotides. RefSeq lists its product as uncharacterized. Lineage: Eukaryota; Metazoa; Arthropoda; Arachnida; Sarcoptiformes; Oppiidae. Bases 27 to 1244 code for a protein of 405 amino acids. The record is from RefSeq and is a predicted model, not a curated record. Gene Ontology annotation, biological process: TRAMP-dependent tRNA surveillance pathway; nuclear polyadenylation-dependent rRNA catabolic process; exonucleolytic trimming to generate mature 3'-end of 5.8S rRNA from tricistronic rRNA transcript (SSU-rRNA, 5.8S rRNA, LSU-rRNA). Gene Ontology annotation, cellular component: cytoplasmic exosome (RNase complex); nuclear exosome (RNase complex). The transcript is spliced from 4 exons.
UAUUAAAUAAAUCAAUUGAUUUAAUAAUGAAAGUGAUAUCGGAGUCAAACAAAACGUUUUUAAGAAAUGCAAUAAUCAAUAAAAACAAACGCAUUGACUUGCGGUCGGACCGACAGCACCGGGAGUUGAGGCUUGUGUUUGGCAAACAAUUUGGUACUUGUUUUGUACGAUUGGGACAUACAAUUGUCUUCACGACCGUCACCGCCGAAAUUGUUGAGCCGAAGAUCACGCGACCACAUGAAGGCAUACUAGAUCUCAGUCUAGACUUGAGUUCGGCGUCUGAGAAAUGGUUAGACACAUAUCAGAGGAGUUUACCGCCGGAAGGCAUUCGUGUCUUUAGAUUUCUGGAGCGAACCAUCAAAGACUCGCGUUGUUUGGACACCGAAUCUCUUUGUUUGAUUCCCGGAGAGAAGGUCUGGAAAGUGAAGUGUCAUAACUCAUGUCUUAAUUUUGAUGGAAACCUAUUAGAAGCGACAAGUAUUGCGACCAUCGCUGCGUUAUCUCAUUUCAAACGACCAGACGUGACAGUAACCGAUGAAAAGUUACUGAAAGUGCAUGACUUCGAUGAAAAAAAUCCAUUAAACCUAACAUUACUUCACUUUCCGUUUUGUAUUUCAUUUGCUUUUUUUGUUGACGAAACAAACGAUAAAUUUGUUACAAUAUGUGAUCCAAAUCAAAAUGAAGAAGAAUCGGCUGACUCUUUGUUGAUUAUUGCCGCUAAUACUUACCAUGAAAUUGUUGGUCUUCAUUGUUGGGGUCAACCAGUUAUUGAUUCAGAUAAAGUGGUUAAUUGCUCGCGAAUGGCAAUUGAAAGGUCUAAACAUUUGACAGAAGUUGUAAAGGAAAUGCUUUCAAAUGAUUGUGAAAACAGAAUUAAAUCUGAAGAGACAAUUGGUUUUACAAAUGCUAUUUGCACUGGUAUUAUGUCAUCUAUAGAGAUGCCAUUAUUGAAUUUAUUGGAUGUAAUUAAAUUGAAUCCAAUUGAAGAGGAUGAGCCCAUGGAGGAGAAAGUGGAAAAAGAGGUCACUCAGAAUGUCUAUCUUUACGGUAGAGGUAUUGCUGGAGUUGGAGAAGGAGGCAAAACUCAGUGGCAGUUCAGUACACCAAUGGGUGAUUCGGAUGAAUCUAAUGAUGAAAUAUUUACUGAAGAAGAUAUCAAAAAACAAAAAGAAACAAAAACUGGUGAUAACUCUGAAGAAGAAGAUAUUAUGAUUGUUGGGUCAAUUGGUUUUGAUAAAAGAUAACAUUUUUAUAAUAAGUAAAUUAUUUUUAAUAUACCGUAAUAUUAUAUUUGAUAUGUUAAU